Messenger RNA from Pongo pygmaeus (Bornean orangutan), 1036 nucleotides. Its product is annotated as next to BRCA1 gene 1 protein-like. Gene Ontology annotation, cellular component: phagophore assembly site. The transcript has 3 exons. The record is from RefSeq and is a predicted model, not a curated record. The coding region runs from base 1 to 732 and encodes 243 amino acids. Gene Ontology annotation, molecular function: ubiquitin binding. Gene Ontology annotation, biological process: macroautophagy. NCBI's taxonomy places the organism in Eukaryota, Metazoa, Chordata, Mammalia, Primates, Hominidae.
AUGGACUAUGACGGGGGAAACACAGAUAGAAGUUCUGGAGGCCAGAAAUCCAAACCCUGGGUUUCAGUAGGGUGUGCUCCCUCCAAAGGCUCUGAAGGAGAACCUUCCCCUGCCUCUUCCUGCUUCUGGUGGCUCCAGGUGUUCCUUGGCUUGCAGCUGCUUCACUCCAGUAUGCUGACUCCUGGAGGGGAGAACCAGCCACAGGAGCACAGCAUAAGUGACAUCCUCACGACCUUACAGACUCUGGCAACAGUGCCCCUAAUCCCAGAGGUCGUGGAGCUUCCACCGCCACUGCCCAGGAGCCCUCCUUGUGUACAUCAUCAUGGUUCCCUAGGAGUGGAUUUACCAGUUACCAUACCAGAAGUUUCUUCAGUCCCUGAUCAGAUUAGAGGAGAGCCCAGAGGCUCAUCAGGACUUGCAAACAGCAGACAGAAGAGCUAUGAUCACUCAAGGCACCAUCAUGGGAGCAGCAUUGCUGGAGGACUGGUGAAGGGGGCUUUGUCUGUUGCUGCCUCUGCAUACAAGGCCCUGUUUGCUGGGCCACCAGUCACUGCACAGCCAAUAGUUUGUGAAGAUCAGACAGCAGCCCUGAUGGCCCACCUCUUUGAAAUGGGAUUCUGUGACAGGCAGCUGAAACUACGGCUGCUGAAGAAACACAAUUACAAUAUCCUGCAGGUUGUGACAGAACUUCUUCAGUUAAACAACAAUGACUGGUACAGCCAACGCUAUUGAGGAGUGACCUUGUAUUAAAUAACUGCCUGCUUCUCAGAGAUGAUCUUUAUUCUGUCAUUGGGGUACAGGAUAGAAGCCCUUGCUUACUUUUAAUCUGAUGAAUCUGUAUGGAGCCCAUCGUUGAGUUACCAGGACAAUACCUGUUACAGUAUUUUGGGGAGCAAAUUAAAGACCAGAGCUUAAAUUUGCACUUUAGACAUUGGAUGAAUAGUAUGAAGACAGUUUUUCAGUUGAUUUGGAUAAAACUAUUUUAGUGCAUUGACAAAUGUAACUUCAACUUCAUAUAGAACCAUUUUUCUUUCUG